CGAACGUGAAAACAAGUCGGUGACGCAGAAUUAAUAUUAUUAUUUUUCGCUUUUAUCCACAUUUUGCCUUUAAAAAAUCGCUCAAAAUGAGUUUAUCACGUUUGUCCAGCAAAAUAUUGACGAAUUAUCGCCUGAAUUCGCGAACUUUCGAGGUGUCAAAGAUAUUGACUUGUCGCUUCUACUCGGUGAAAGCUUCGAAGAAAAUUUUCGCAAAUUGUGACGACGCGGUCAAAGAUAUUCCCGAUGGAGCAAAAUUACUUGUCGGCGGUUUCGGACUUUGUGGCAUUCCGGAGAAUUUAAUUGGAGCCCUGCUGAAAAAAGGCACGAAAGACUUGACAAUUGUCUCCAAUAAUGCCGGCGUUGCGGACUUUGGUUUAGGACUUUUGCUACAAAAUCAUCAGAUAAAACGCAUGAUCGCCUCUUACGUCGGCGAAAAUGCAGAAUUUGAACGGCAAUAUCUCUCCGGCGAGUUGGAGCUGGAAUUGACGCCACAAGGAACUUUAGCGGAGCGUUUGAGGGCAGGAGGCGCGGGAAUUCCAGCAUUUUACACCCCAACCGGGUAUGGAACGUUAAUCCACGAGGGCGGAGCUCCCAUCAAAUACGGCGAAAAAGGAAAAAUUGACAUCGCAAGUCAACCGCGACAGAUGCAAAUGUUCAACGGAAAGCCUUAUAUCCUCGAGGAAGGCAUCACGGGCGACUUUGCGCUCAUUAAGGCCUACAAAGCUGACGAAUUAGGGAAUUUAAUUUUCCGCAAAUCCGCUCGUAAUUUCAACCCCCCAAUGUGCAAAGCUGCCAAAUGUACAAUUGUCGAAGUCGAAGAAAUCGUUCCUGUUGGCUCCCUAGACCCCGAUUUCAUCCAUAUGCCAAGUAUUUUCGUGCAUCGCAUCAUAAAAUGCACCCAUGAGAAACGUAUCGAACGUACAAAAAUCCGCGAUCCUUCGAAACCCGUCGCUGCCGGCACUUCUCCCGCCGCCAAAGUGCGCGAAACCAUCGCACGACGUGCCGCACUCGAAUUCAAAGACGGCAUGCACAUCAAUUUAGGCAUCGGAAUGCCAAUGUUGAGUGCGAAUUACAUCCCCGAGUCCGCCACAGUACUCCUUCAAUCGGAAAAUGGCAUUUUAGGUCUCGGUCCGUACCCGCUAAAAGACGAAGUUGAUGCCGAUCUCAUAAAUGCGGGCAAGGAAACAGUCACUCUCGUUACAGGAGCCUCUUAUUUCUCAUCUGACGACAGUUUUGCGAUGAUUCGCGGCGGGCACAUCGAUGUCACGGUCCUUGGGGCGAUGGAGGUGUCGCAAUAUGGCGACUUGGCGAAUUACAUGAUUCCCGGAAAGCUUGUGAAAGGCAUGGGAGGCGCCAUGGAUCUUGUUAGUGCGCCAGGAACGAAAUGUAUAAUCACGAUGGAGCACACGGCGAAAGACGGAUCACCGAAAAUCCUUCCAGAAUGUCAAUUGCCGGUGACGGGCAAGAAUUGUGUUGACAUGAUCAUCACGGAAAAGUGCGUUUUUACCGUCGACAAGGAAAGUGGAUUGACUUUGACGGAAUUGGCGGAGGGAGUGACGGUAGAAGAUGUCGUCACGAGUACCGGAGUCGAAUUCCAAGUCGCUGAAGACGUUAAACCGAUGGGACAGGCAGCUUAAAAGCUGAUUUUUGAGCAUUUACGAUAUUUUUACAAAAAAUUUCUAUUAAAAAUUUGACCAAAACUCAGUUUUUUGGAUAAAAAUCCAUUUUUGACACACAGAAGAUCCCCAGAAAGUAACUUUUUGAGCCUCA
Culicoides brevitarsis is the source of this 1770-nucleotide messenger RNA. RefSeq names its product succinyl-CoA:3-ketoacid coenzyme A transferase 1, mitochondrial (gene SCOT). The coding region runs from base 87 to 1637 and encodes 516 amino acids. The transcript is spliced from 4 exons. NCBI's taxonomy places the organism in Eukaryota, Metazoa, Arthropoda, Insecta, Diptera, Ceratopogonidae. Gene Ontology annotation, molecular function: succinyl-CoA:3-oxo-acid CoA-transferase activity. Gene Ontology annotation, cellular component: mitochondrion. Gene Ontology annotation, biological process: ketone body catabolic process. The record is from RefSeq and is a predicted model, not a curated record.